AUGUUUCGACCUGCGAUCCGAGCAGCCACCACGGCAAGAUCCAUACCCAAAGCGCAGCGAAUCGGAAGGAGAUUCGCCAGCACGGCGGCUUCAAAGUCCGGGACAUGGAGAGGCGCUGCUCUCAGAUGGGGAGCAGCAGGUGCGAUUGUGUACUACUACAACACCGCCAAUGUCUUCGCAGAGGAGCCGCAAUGUAAGUCAUAACCCCACCGCAUCGAGAUGAAUUAGAUCCUGACAUGAUUUCAGAUGCAGUCCAUACAGCUCCCGAAACGCCACACGAAUCAGAAACCUACCGCACCGUCGACUCGACGGCCGAACAACGACGAGCCCGCGCACGAUCCACCCAGACUCAACGACAACCCGAAAGCCCCACCACCACAGAGGCUUCAAUCUCGGCUCCGCCGGCUUCAGCAGAGGGUCCCGAAGCGCUAGAAGAAGAAGCGGAACAACAAGGCGCUUUCAACGAAGAGACGGGCGAGAUCAACUGGGACUGUCCAUGUCUCGGCGGCAUGGCCCACGGUCCCUGUGGAGAACAAUUCCGAGCGGCCUUCAGCUGCUUCGUCUAUUCCAAGGAGGAGCCCAAGGGUGUGGAGUGCAUCGAGCAUUUCAAGACAAUGCAGAACUGCUUCCGGGAGCAUCCCGAAAUCUACGGGUCGGAGAUGGAUGAGGAAGACGUCGAUGCGCAGCUGGAGACACAAGGUCAGCAGGGUCCAGGCGAGGCUGUUCCGGUCUCAAGUGAGCCGCAAGCAGCAGAGAGAGCGGCAUCGAGAACAGAACCGGCGAAGCAGCAGGAGCCUCUGAGCGAGUCUGACUCUCUCGUUCCCAAAGCGUGGCACGAUGGACGCGAGAGCACAACCGCAAAGUAA
Lecanosticta acicola is the source of this 866-nucleotide messenger RNA. Lineage: Eukaryota; Fungi; Ascomycota; Dothideomycetes; Mycosphaerellales; Mycosphaerellaceae. The record is from the annotation of a GenBank genome assembly.